UUGUUGAAGAAAUGGUCAGAAAAAAGAAGAGUUUCUUUAACCCAUUAUGAAUGCUGGGUCAACACACUUCAGUUCAGUUCCAUAACGACAAAAAAUUUAGGUGCAUUCAAGCCCCAGGUGAAUGAAAUUGAAAUUCAGUUGUUGCCAGAAAAUCUUCAUCGACAGAUUUUCCCCAACAUAAAUUCCACAGAGGGAGAAACCUCCAAUGAUUUGGAUGAGAUCAAGAAAAAUCUGUUGAAGCAUGGUUUGUGGGGUAAAGAGACAGCAGUGUUGGAUGAGGUUAAGGUGGAACUCCCCCCACUUCAUGGGAAGUCAGUCACGGAACACUUCUACAACAUUGCUAACCAUCAGCUGGAUGGCUACGUACAGCUCACAAAAGAGUUAAUGUGGGAACCAGUUCCAGCCAAACCAAAGAAAUGGUCCCAGAGGGCAGGCUGGACAAAGUAUGAUGCUGAGUCAGGGAAGGGCACCCCAGUGGAAUAUCCAGAGGAGGACAUCUUGGUGUUUGACGUUGAGAUCUUGGUACAGGAGGGACAUUAUCCAACCCUGGCAACAGCUCUCUCCCCAACAAACUGGUAUUCGUGGUGCUCAGAGGCAGUAGUGAAAGAUAAAUUCCGAUGGACUAAAAAUCCACAGGCCUGUGACCUGAUUCCAUUAGAGUCAGCAUCCCAGAGUCACAGUUCAAAUGUAGAAGGAAGUAGAAAGAAGGUAGUGAUUGGUCAUAAUGUAGGCUUCGACAGAUCAUUCAUCAAGGAGCAGUAUUAUAUAAAGAAAUCUCGAUUACGUUUUUUGGACACCAUGUCCCUUCACAUUGCUGUGUGUGGUAUGACCAGCUUCCAACAAGUUCUGUUCCAGUCCAGCAAGAAGGCAACAAAUAGAAAGGAUGUCAGAGAGUACAUAGAGAUGAAGCACUCCAGGAGGGAAAUGGUCGAUAAUACUUGGACCAGUGAGAGCACUAUGAAUAAUCUGAAUGAUGUAUACCAGCACCACUGCGGGGGGGGAUCUCUGAAGAAAGCCACCAGGGACGUGUUCGUGAAGGGUAACAUGGCAGACGUCAGGGAAAUGUUCCAGGAACUGUGUUCAUAUUGUGCUGGUGACGUGGAAGCAACUCUACAUGUUUUUAGAAAAGUCUGGCCACAAUUUCUUGAGCGAUUUCCAAACCCAGUGACUCUAUCAGGAAUGAUGGAGAUGGGAACAGCCUACUUACCUAUCAAUCAAAACUGGGAGAGGUAUAUUAACCAAUCAGAUGCUGUGUAUGAUGACCUUCAGAACGAACUUUCUCGACUGCUCCAAAAGCUAGCAAACGAGGCCUGUGAAUUAUUACAUGACAACAGAUAUGAAGAUGACCUUUGGCUAUGGGAUCUAGACUGGACUGUUAAUGAAUAUAAGCUAAACAAACCAAAAAAGAAGCCAAAGGAUACCAAUAAGGAUAAAACACCAGAACAAGUGCUUGAAGAAAUCCUGGGAACAAAAGAUAGAAUACCCAAGGUUGGCCGUCACAUGAUUGGAUAUCCUGCUUGGUACAGAGAGUUAUGCCCCAGGAAGACUGCUAAUGACUGGAAGCCAGGUCCCUCUCUUAUCACCACUUCAAGACGUAUCACCCCUAAGCUCCUAAGAAUGACCUACAAGGGCUACCCCCUUCAUUAUGAUUCAAAAUAUGGCUGGGGAUUUUUAAUCCCUGACAAACACAAGGCUGCAGCUGAUAGACAGAAGUUAGCCAUGGCUGAAGGGCACAUGUCAAAUUUCCCCAUCAUGAACUUGUUCAAGAUGUGUAAGGAACCAGUGUCAGAAGAGUUGCUUGUCCCGAUGACUGACAAUGAAAUGGAGAAGAUGUUAAACACGGCAAAAAAUGACAUGGAGUGGAAUGAACGAGCUAAACAUCUGGAUGAGGCCGGCAUCAAAAAACAGGCCAAGAAAAAAGAUGACAUUCUAGAGGUAAAAGAAACAAAGUAUGAUAUUGGGAUUCCAGGCUGUUGGUUCCAAAAAUUGCCUCACAAGGACGGUAAAGGCAGCAAUGUGGGUAACCCCCUGUCUAAGGACUUCCUUCCUCUGAUAGAGACAGGUGUCCUCAAGUCCCUCCUAGUGACGGCAGAGACCGUGCUGAAACUGACCAAGAUGUGCUCCUACUGGCAGAAAAACAAAGACCGAAUCGCGGGACAGAUGGCAGUAAUACUGAAUGAAGAAGAUCUACCAGACACUAUUACAAGAGACCCGAGUUAUGAUGUUAAUGAUUCGUAUGGAGCCAUCAUUCCCCGGGUUAUUCCUGCUGGAACCAUCACAAGGAGAGCUGUGGAGAAGACAUGGAUGACAGCCAGCAAUGCUUAUGUUGACAGGGUGGGCAGUGAAAUGAAGUCGAUGAUCCAGUCUCCCCCAGGGUACCAUUUUGUGGGGGCUGAUGUGGACUCCCAGGAACUGUGGAUUGCAGCCAUUAUUGGUGACUCCAAAUACAAGAUACAUGGUUCUACCCCAUUUGGUUGGAUGACACUACAAGGAAAUAAAAAUGACAAAACAGACUUACACAGUAAAACAGCAGAGACAGCUGGAAUCACCAGAGAUCAUGCUAAGAUAUUAAACUAUGGUCGUAUAUAUGGGGCUGGACAGAAGUUUGCAGAGACUCUGCUGAUGAAUUUUAAUCACAAUCUGACCCCAAUAGAAGCUGCUGCUAAAGCCAAGAAACUGUACGAAACAACCAAAGGAAGAAGGAAACGAGAUCUGAGGCAGUGGGAAGGAGGGACAGAGAGUGUGAUGUUCAACAUGUUGGAAUCAAUAGCCAAGUCCCCCUCUCCAAAGACACCUGUACUGAGUGCCUCUAUCAGUAAAGUGUUAGAACCAGAGGUCAUAGGAGAUGAAUUCAUGACAAGUCGUAUUAACUGGGUAGUACAGAGUUCGGCUGUGGAUUACCUGCACCUUAUGUUGGUGUGUAUGAACUGGCUCUGUAGUCAGUAUGAUAUAGAUGCCCGGUUCAGCAUCAGUAUCCAUGAUGAGGUCCGGUACCUAGUGUCCAGUAAGGACCGGUACAGGGCAGUCCUAGCCCUACACAUCACUAACCUCCUAACCAGGUGUAUGUUUGCUCACGCUCUAGGAAUGAACAAUUUACCUCAGUCGGUGGCCUUCUUUAGUAAAGUGGAUAUAGACCAGUGCUUAAGGAAGGAAGUAAACCUGGAGUGUCGAACCCCUUCUAACCCUAGUGGUAUGGAGAGGGCCUACAAUAUCCCCAUGGGUGAAGGACUGGAUAUCUACCAAACCCUAGAAAUCACUAAAGGAUUACUUAAUUCUACGGCGGAGUCAAAUAAUGUAAAGACUGAACUUGCUCUGUGAAAAGAUUGAGAAUCAGAGUUUACUUUGUGCAUUUGCAAGCAUUUAGUAGGUUGUAGAACAGAUUUUAAAUGACAAAAACGUAAUUGUCCUUCAUUAUUUGUAUUUUUAUAGGUAAAACUUUAUUUAGAACGUUAUUUUUUAGGAAAGUUAAACAUUUUUGGGGUUUUUCCUUGAGCUUGGCUUUAUCAUUAAAAUCCAUUUACACCGGUUACAGUGUUUGGUUGGAUAGAUUCCAGUUUUUUGUCUUAUAUAUAUGAUUAUUUUCUU
This is a messenger RNA of Saccostrea cuccullata (small rock oyster), 3585 nucleotides long. Its product is annotated as DNA polymerase subunit gamma-1-like. The transcript has 24 exons. Gene Ontology annotation, cellular component: mitochondrion; gamma DNA polymerase complex. Gene Ontology annotation, molecular function: 3'-5' exonuclease activity; DNA-directed DNA polymerase activity; DNA binding. Gene Ontology annotation, biological process: mitochondrial DNA replication. NCBI's taxonomy places the organism in Eukaryota, Metazoa, Mollusca, Bivalvia, Ostreida, Ostreidae. The annotation marks the transcript as partial. The record is from RefSeq and is a predicted model, not a curated record.